AUUCAUCCGUCGUCGUCGUCGCAUCUGACGUCAGUAAGGGAAAUGGCGUUCGUUAUUGUGUAGAAAAAAAUGCCGUGGCUGUGAGUCGCAGCAACGUCGCAUUUUGUGCUCGGUCAUCGCUGCCUUUCGGCGAGUCGUCACGCGUUUGUCGUGGAACAAGUACACGCUUUUCUCGGAGUCGAACUUCGCUUGAAACAGGGUGGUGUAGGCACCCACCAAGACCGUGCUGGUAGGUGGCAAGGGGCGAGAGCAGCAUGUCGCUCUGGGCCCGUCUGCAGGAGCUUCCCGGGGAGCUCUUACGCCAGUGUCAGCUGGCCUAUGGCGAGCACUUCCCCAUGGAGGUUAGGUGUGCCUUGUCCCAAUGGAUCGAGGAGAAGCCUUGGCAGGACAUGGACCCUGACAACCCCUCUUUCGAAAUGUAUGCACCGUCUGUGGUGGCCUCCCUGCUCGAGGAGCUGCAACUCAAGGCCUCCACCGAGGAUAACUUUGUCAUGCGGCUCAAGCUCCUGGAAGCCGUGAACUCCUUUAAGCAAAACUACGGCCACAACCCAUGUGCCCUGAUUCGUGUGAUCAAGAACUGCCUUGCCACUGAGAUGCGCAUAAUCCAGCAGGCAGAGAACUGUAGCCGACUGGCCUCCCAUAUGCCAGGCCCCCAUGAUCCGCACACGGAAAUAACCCAGCAGUUGGACACAUUGCGAAGGCGCACACAGGAGAUGGAGGACGAACUUCGCCGCAUGAUCCAGAUUCAGGAGUCUUUUGUGAUCCAGUACCAGGAGUGCCAGAAGCUGCAAGCACACUACCAGCAGCUUUCAGCGCAAAACACUGGUCAGACCAAUGUGGAGCUGCUCAACAAGAUGCACAACGAGAGCAAGGCCAUGGAGCAGGCAAUUCGGCAGCGAAUCAGCGAGCUGCGUGAAAUGCGCAUUGCCUUUUCAGAAAAGCAGCAGGAGUCGGCUAAUCUGCUGGCCACACUACAGACACGAGUGCUGGACAACGAGCUCAUUAAGUGGAAGCGUGCCCAGCAACUUGGUGGGAAUGGAGUUACUUUUGAAAACAACCUUGACCAGAUCCAAGAGUGUGAAGGCCAGGCGAAUGCCCUGCUGAAAAGUGAGAAAGUCGGUGUUGGAGAGGCAAGUGGAGACAUCCUGAAUAAUACAGGGACCAUGGAGUACCACCAGGCUACAAGGCAACUGAGCGUCAGCUUUAGGAACAUGCAAUUGCGGAAAAUCAAGCGAGCGGAAAAGAAAGGCACUGAGUCCGUCAUGGAUGAGAAAUUCGCAUUGCUGUUCCAAUCCCAGUUCAAGGUCGGAGGUGGAGAGCUAGUGUUCCAAGUUUGGACGUUGUCACUACCUGUGGUGGUGAUCGUGCAUGGAAAUCAGGAGCCACAUGCCUGGGCCACAGUCACCUGGGACAAUGCUUUUGCCGAGCCGAAAAGGAGACGUCCCUCCCCCCACAACCAGAGCCGUGUUCCGUUCGCGGUGCCCGACAAGGUCCCCUGGCACCAGCUGGGUGAAGUGCUCAGCAUGAAGUUUAAGUCGGCGACGGGGAGGGGCCUGUCUGAGGACAACUUGCGGUACCUGGCUGGAAAGAUCUUCCGAGGCCAACCGAUUAAGGACGGCAACAACACACUCGUCAGCUGGUCUCAGUUCUGCAAGGAGCCGUUACCAGAACGGAACUUCACUUUCUGGGAGUGGUUUUAUGCCAUCAUGAAAGUCACCCGUGAGCACCUUCGAGCAUUGUGGAACGACAGUGUGGUGUGGGGCUUUGUUGGCCGCCGCGAGGCAGACGAAAUGCUUCGACAAGGCUGCAACGGGACAUUCCUGCUGCGUUUCAGCGACUCUGAGCUGGGCGGCGUCACCAUCGCUUGGCUCCACGAGGAUCCUCAGCAAGACUCAAAAGAAGUGAUAAUGAUCCAGCCGUUCACGAGCCGAGACUUCACAAUCCGAAGCCUGGCGGACCGGGUGAGCGAUCUCCAGCAACUCACCUUCAUGUACCCCGACAUACCCAAGGAUCAGGCGUUCGGGAAGUACUACACUCCUGUUACAGACACUCAGCCUGCCAUCAGCAAUGGCUACGUCAAGCCAGUCCUUGUCACUCAGAUACCAGGGUUGUCGGGGAUGUUGAACCUCGUAGACAGCAACCCAUCCACGCCUCAGUCGUAUUUCCACCCGCACUCACCGGACACAGGAGCGAGCAUCUACCACGAUGGUUCCUCCCUUGACCAGGCCAUGCAGGCGGGGCUGUCGGCAGCGCCUGACCUCGACUACAACCUGUGCGACAUGGGCGAGGUGGACUUUGCAGAGUUGGAUAUCCCCGUCGAUUUUACAAACUUCAACGUUACCGAGCUCACGCCGUACCCUACCAAAGCUAACUGAGCUCCUCCCUCCCCCUUCUUCUCUGACAGGGAAUCCAAUUCUGACACAAAAUUGUUGGCUUGAAAAGCCGCAAGUUACGUGUUCUGAGGCGAGGUGUUGGGAUUUUUCUUUUCAUCUUUGUGUGAUUCACACCCAUCCUACAUUUCAAGGAAUCCUCGUGAAGCCUCAUUUCUUGGAGCUCCUUGGUAUGCUCUGUACAGAUUUCAGUGCUUUGUUGAUAUCGUAGUUCCAAGAUGCUGCCACCAGUCUUGUGAGGACGGCCCUUCAGUGUCAGAGACCUUUAUAAUAGCACACUUCCUUAUGGCCAUGUAGAGUAUCUUGACACUAUUUUUGUUAGUCAUGCCAUUUAGUGUGCUCGUAGUACUAUAUGCACUGUGCUAACUGAAAACUAGUCUCAGAUUGAGGCUUGUAUGAGAGUGUCAGCACUGUGACGAAGUGCUCACUUUGGUUCCCUUUGCUGUGCUGAUGUUUAGAAUGGUAAUCAGCGCUUUCAGCCUUGGCGGCAUGUUGAGCGAUUGGGUGUGGGCUACUGCUGGCUCACCUUCAACAUUCAAAGGCCAAUCGUAGCACGGCUACACUUUUUGAAGCAUCUUGAUUAUGUCCAUCAGGCAGGAGGCUGACUCUGUAGGAGCCAUUGACGAAGUCAGACUAAUUUAAGACGAGUAAACUGCAAGCAGUUUGCGACGGUAUGAAGCUACUUUAGUUUUAAUUGGAUGCUUUUGUGAUAAGAAAGGGCCACAGCGGCCACAUUUUGAUGGGGGUGAAGGCUAGAACACCCGUGUACUUGGAUUUGGGUGCAUGUUAAAAAACCCCAGGUGGCCAAAAAUAAUUCGGAGUCCCUCAUUGCGGCGCUCUUCAUAAUCAUAUCAUGAUUUUAUCACGUAAAACGCCCAAAAUUAUUAUUGUGAUAAAGUGUGUGGACAUUUGAGUGCAGUUGGCAGUGUACUGGUGCAGCAAUUGAAGACUGGGUCCUUGGGACGUGACAGUUCGAAGUCGGGAAUGAUGAGAAAUUCUACGUGAUAUUGGAGAAGUUGUGUGUGGCAUAGUUGCGUUAUUUGGGUGCUGUCUUUGCAUACAGCUGAAAAGUAAUGGAAAAGUGGCCUACCACAUGCCUCCUUACAUGGCACUCGAGGUUGCAGAGGUUGCAUUUGAGAUGCCUCAAGGUCAAGGUUCUGCUGAGUUGUGGUUUUUGUGAUGCUGUGAUGCAGCAUGCGGGAGCUCACAACUGUGGUCAAGGCAUCAGCUCAUUGUAUUAGUUGCUUUCUACAGUGAUGUUUUUUAUCGGCCGGGCAGUACAGGCUUCAAUUCAUUUCACUUGAAUUAACACUGGAAAUAUUCUUGUUCUAUGUUUGAGCUGGACAAAUGUUCAGUAUUUUGUUGAGCUCACCAAAUUUUCCUGUAGAGUUGGAAAGUGCUACAUACGUUCAUGUUCCAUGAAAAAUGUUCUGGCUCAUUUUAAAACUGGUCGGUGUUGCCAAGGCCAACCUGCUUGCUGAUCAGUUAACAAAUGUCCAGGUUCACACUGUAUUUAGUUUGCAAGAACUCUUUGUCAUGUCAUGUCAUGCACACAAACUUUUCUUUUAUGUUACUUUUCUGUAGGUAUAGUUUUGUCUGAGUUCUUAGUACUUUUGACAGUGUCAGAGUAGUUGUUGCCGACCCUUGUAUGCUCAUUCAAGGCACACCUGCCUGCCUAAAUCUCCGAAAGUUGUGUUCAAUUGAGAAACUAAUCUGUGUAUGUGUGUGUGUACAUGUAUGUGCAGGCUGAUGUUUUUGACUUACACGCGCUCGAUAUUUUUGGUUCCGUUUCGCUUCCCCCAUGCUGAUUAUUUGUCUCUUUCCUUAUAUUAAAAAGUCCUACCGUGUUAAUUUGUAGAUAGAUUUUUGUUUGUUUGACUGAAGUGCCUCUUUUAAGUGUACGUGUGUGUGUGUGUGCAUGCUGCACAGUCAGAAGCUGUUUUCCGAUGUUCCUCAGACUGACUCAUUGACAUCGAUCUCAUGCUCUUCUGCUUUCUCACGUUUGUUUCUUAGUUCAUUGAUCAUCUUAUAUGUUGUUUGUUGUAAUUAAGCAGAAGUAAUUAUUCGUUCAAAGCUUACUUUUUCUGUAUAUACGUGUGUAUGUGUGCUUAUUACCACUACACAGAGAAGUCCAUCAUAGUUAAUCUGUCUUCAUUGGCAAACAUCUUUAUCGCAGUGGGUGUUAUAAGGAGAGCCACCCAGGAACUUAAUAUGCUGACAAUACACAUUGUUGCUUUUGAUCACUUUACCGCCAUGGGAAUGAAAAGAAACAAAAAAAGUUGUAACUGACCAGACUAAGUGCAAUACUGCUGUCUAUCCACACUGAAGUGCACCUCUGUGGCAAUCGUGCUUCUAUCCCCGAAAAAUAAAACCACCGUUACAAAGCGUUUCCAGUGCAUAGAAUAAUUGCCUGUGGUAGCAUUAAGCGCAAAUGAUUGUUUAUCCCUUUGAGGAUCACAUUUUUGCAAAAAAUGAAUCACCCAAAGGUCGCGCGUGACUUAUUUCGAGUGAAAACAACCAAAUAUUUUAGGUGAUGAAAAAAAAUCGAAGCAUGUGUGCAGUUAUGUCAUUUAUUGUUGAAUGCAUGAAAAAUAGCAUAACAAUUCUUUUAUUUCUUGGAAAUGAAGGGACAUUCACGCCACUAAUUUUUUGUUUUCAGUUAGUUUCAUACAACUAAAGUGCCGUAUUUUAAAACCUUUCAUUUCAUUUUUCACUUUUGCCGCACAUCAUGUCGAGAGCUCAGUCUCGGCAGCGACUGGUGCAAUCCCUUACAAAAACAGGUUUAGACAGUCUAUAGACUGUCUAAACCAACCGUUGGACAGUCUAUAGACUCUCUGAAUCUGCUUUUGUAAGGGAUGGCCCUAAAGCUACAUCUAAAUUGAUGACAAAGUGAGUAAUAAACUGGCUACAAUAAAUUGUUAAAUUGAUAGACCAGACAUUGUGGGUUCUUGUGCAGCUCGAGGAAAAAAUAGAUGAGGAGACACGCAUGGGAGCAUUGUAAUUUGCGAGUGCCUGCCUGCAACGAAACUAAUCGUACGCAGGACAGCCACGCGGGCAAGUGUCUCUUGGUAACGCAUUGAGUGACAACAAAGGACAUAAAAAACUAGUUUUUCUGAUGCCUAUAACUCAAAAUCACGUGCAAGAGAAUGCUGAUCAUAAUGUGCACAAGUAUGGCCAUAAACAUGAGGUAGUAUAAUACUGCGUAACUACUAAGGCGGCGGCCUUAGUAGGUGAGAGUGGCUACAGAAUAAAAUCUAUCCCUAGAAGUCACAGAAGCAAAUCGGCAGUUACCUGUUGUGUGAACUCAGUGCUGGGAAAUUAUUCAAUGCACUUAAACCUGAUAGAGGCUUAGUAUAGGUAGUGUAUAAGGGCUUAACCGUUGAAAAGCUGUGAAAUUCAAACAGUACAUAUAGAUGGACGUUCAUGUUGUUUUGAUUUAGUGGAUGUCCUUUGCUACGAACUGAUACACUAAUGCUUCUUUCCUGUCUGCACAUUCACUUAGACUGUCUUGCUGUCAAUUUAGUCUGUUGAUGCACGUCGUCUGUGCCACGAGAGAAAAUAAUGACGCCAUCACACCGACCACUCUACUGAGGUACCAGGAGAUGUCUACUAGUAGUGUAUGAUGGGAACUGGAUAAUGGCCCAUGCUAUUGUAUGAAAAAUGCUUCAUGGCCAUUCACAUUCAGUCUCCGUCACUUUUAGCAUAUGAAAAGUGAGGUGCUAACCACAAACAAGAGGAGGCAACACUAGAGGCACCGUUUGUUUGUCCAACCACGGGCAGGCAUAUGACUUAGAGGACAGUGACCAUCCUUUGACAUGCCAUAGUUGUGAACCACACCCGCACUUUCUUCUAGUAUCAUAAGAGUUUCAUGGCAGAUAUGAGCUUGUUACCUGCGUAAUAACACUGAAAAAAAGACAUGGCUCCUGUCAUUCACAUAUUUUGUACUUUUUCAGUGUAGUACUUCCUCGUUGGGGUAGAUACGGAUGGUUUGACACAGCUACUUUGGGACAAACUGUAGGAGAAAGAAAAGAAUUACAGUAGUGCUGGAAAUCCUUUAGCACCUGCUCACCAUUUGCAUAGGGUUUUUUGGCAGCGUAAAGUUUCUUGGCAGAUUUUUCAGUAAUGUUAUUCUUGUACUCUUUGGAGGCUAGUCUCCAUUGCACAUUUUUAACCCAGCACAUUUCUUAGCUUGCACCACUGCUAUAGAUAGCCGUGCACAAAGUGAUGACGGUGGGAAAUAACACCCACCAAAUGAACUUUUUAGAGUAAAAAUCCAGGCAUAAAAGAAAGCUUGGGGAUAGGUUUGCCACAGCGUUAAAGAAACAUGUGAAACAGGAGGAACAAUUUACUGAUGCCUAAUCUGUAAGCAAGCACAAGGAUUGUGCAAAAUGUGCGUGAAAGGGACAGAUAGAGAGUAUUUUUACGUAGAAAAAAAUAUAUAUAUUUGUGGCUAGCUUUAUAAGAGUGCAUUCAGGCUGAACACUGGUUGAAGGAAAGGUGCUGGAAGCCAUAGCAAAAAUACAGUACUUUUUCUGUGGCAAAUUGGAAUGGCCAUCUUGAAAACGUCUUGCUGCACAUUCACUUUAGCACUACUACUAACUGUUGUUGAAAGUAUGCUUUUAUAGUUAUUGUAGCAAUUUGUACUCGUAACGUUUCAUCGUGGUUAUCACCCAUAACUUUUCUAGCUGUAUACUGGCUGAACAGGCUUGGAGUUGAUGUACUCUGAUUAGUCAUUAAACAGAAGUUAACCUGAAGCUUAUUCAUUGCCACAUACCAUAGGCCUGCAGAAUUACAAAUUAAUACUGGUGGAGAAAUACCUUGUUGCGUUGUGUAUAGAUUAACUUUCAUGUGAGUCAACUUUAUCAUCCACAAAUAUUGACUGAAGUCACUAUUGCCAUUUUUGGAGCAUUGUCUAAUGUAUAAGUAAUCUUAAGAUAAUAGCUCUGGAACAAUGAUGCUGAUUAAUUUUGAACUUGCUGUUAUAGUUCAGUCUUAAAUUAGUUAUGUGCAGUGAGGUGAGGCAGUAUGGAGCCCCUCUUGAAUGCAGAGCACACACUUCAGCUUGCAUGAAGCUUGUCUAGUUCCUGCAUUUUUCUUUUUAGAUGUGAAGAAGCUUUUGCGCUGGGCUUUGUCUGUAGUUCCAUUGGCGACCGUCCGCUUUCUACCACCUAGCAUAGCCAUCUGAGCGCGUGCUCGCGCCCAGGAGAAGUGUUCUUCCUCUUGUUCUUCGACUACCUUGAUGAUGAUACGUGCAGAGCACUUUAGGGGCCCGGGCUGCCGUAUGCUGUCCUAGCUUGGGAUAAUGCAUACAAAACCAUGUGUGCUGGCACGCGCUACCGCGUUCGGGCCUGUGUAAGGGGCUGGGUAAGACGCUGUGACCUCUUCCCCUUACAUUCUCUCGGCAAUCACGUGAUGGCGUUGGGGAACGAGAUUCUGCAGAUGCGCGAUGAACCCGCAUAGCGUGCUCCAACAGGAGUUCGGGACAAGUAACAGCAACAGCAACUACAGUGAAUUCAUGGUGUGCUCCACUUGCAAGGACGCGUUAACAUCGGGCAAGGUGCCCGUGAUGAACGGAACAUUAAGUCGACCAAUGCGCUGCUUCGCAUCCCCACAUGGUUCCCUUCAGUGGGAGAUGGUGUAAUUUUUUUUACCAAGGUGGAUGUCACCAUCCUCGUUUGUACACAGCGUUAAAUUUUUGCUCAUGUAAGCCUCACUAGGCGGGAACUGCGACAAGUUCUUUGCUCCUAUAAAUGUGCACUGUUCACAACCUAGAUUGUUAGUACCAUAAAACACUCACUCUCUUGUCCUCAGUCGUACAUAAACCAUUGUAUCUGGAAUGCAUUGUUGUGUGCACUAUUUCAGAGAUAGUGUUAAGUCAAGUUAGCCGCUUAAGAAAUAUGUCUUCUAUGGUUGGGAAUGUUCAGUGUCUUGUAUUGAAGUUUGAUUCUUCAGGAUGAUCUACUGGAGGCCUCAAGGAACAUGACAAUGUGCUUUUCGGCAGGAAACAAAGAGUAACACGAGCAUGUGGUAGUUUUCUUAUUAAACAUUCUGCAGGAGGUCUUUAUUUCUUUUUUUUUUUUAAGUCCAAGAACCGAACAGCGCUAAUGUUUUACAUGAAGAUAUAGAAUGCAGUGCCUGUAAUUUCCGAAUCAGUAAAACAUAAAACCACAGUUCUGGUGGAAAUCUGAAACAAAUGGAACUCAAAUUUACUAAGCUUUUGUAAAGCCUUCGAAGGCUUACCUUUGUGAGCUUCUAUUAGUGUCUUAGGUGUUAUAUUUGCGGCCAGUUUUACUUGUGUAUAGGGCAGGCCACUGGUAUGCAGCACAUGCUAGUGUGUAGCACUUUUUUUUUCGUGAUGCUGCAACUGAACUUUUGCUGGAAGGAGGCUUGAUGCAUUUUGUAGGCAUGUUGUAAGUCACCCGUCAAGGAGAUAAAUAUUUUCAUACGUUUCGUUAAGGUAAAUUAGCUCGUGUAAUAUGCUCUUAUGUUACUGAUUAAAUUGGCUUGUUCAGACUGAUGUUCUACGAUGCUCUCUCUCUACAAGGAGAAGUGGUGUGAAGACAAAGUGCACUAAGAUGUGGAAUACCUAGAGCACAGUUAAUAUAAGAUUGCAUAGCAUAUAUCAGUGUAAAUAGGAACAUGAACUUGCUACAAGUUUCUACAUUUGACAGUGUUUGCUGCAUCUGUGUUAUUUAUUUUCUGACAGUUAUCUUUGGGUUUCAUUCUGCAGAACUUCAUUCUACAGUUUCCUUCUCAGUGUCUUUAUUUAAGUUUAUGUUGAUGGUGCAUGCAGGCAUGUUUCUGGACUUUCUGAACUCGCCAGCAAUCUUUGUUGGAAUGACAGGCACUUGAGCGAUCAUUCUAUCAUUCAGCAACCAUGCUUUUAUUUGUGAAAAGCACAGCUGUCCUGGAAAAAAUGGCCAGUGACUAAACUCUUGGAAGUUACCUUAACUGUGGCUAACAUAUCUGGAAGUUUUCUUCUGCUUUCACUUACCAAGUGGCUAAAUAAAUGUUUUUCUCCAAACUCGGUCUUGCUUGUGGUUGUUCUGGAGUUACUGAAUCGUGCCUGUUCAGACGUGCGCAACUUGUUUUUACAUCUAGUACUCUUGGUAAUGUGGUCUUCUCUCUUGUUAAGCACACCUAGAGAUAUCUCGCAUUUUCAUCGCUAAAGAUAGUCAAGCUACCGCUUUGCGCUCUAAAAGCAAAUGAAACAGGAUUUGCAGGAUCAGCACAUGUUGUCAUGUGGCCUUGAGAAAAUUGCCAUGUUAUGCCAGGCUGUCUGACCUGCAUUGCACCCAAUUGAUCGCUUUGUCAAAUUAUGUUCCAUUUGCUUUCAGUGCACACCAAUGAUUUGAGAAUAUGAAUCUGUGCUCAGUGCACAUUGCUUAUUGACUGGCUGUGCUUAUAUGUACAUGAUAGCAUGAAUUGAAAUUCAGACAACUCAGAAUAGACAAGAAUGUGUCUGUUCAGGUUUUGCAGAGAAGUGAUCCUGUGCACUGCGUUUUGAGAGCAAGCUACGUAGAAAUGCUGCAUCAUGCUCACAAAUAGCCGUUCCCAAUUUGUGUUGCUUUUGUUGGUGUAGGUGGUCGAGCGACAAGAUGAGUUUGCCACAUGCUGCGCUCUAUGUGGGCCUCAUGUAUGUUAUCACUGUUCAAAGAAGUAUAUUCUUAACUGCAGCACUCUAACCCCCAACCUUUCACUUUUACGGCUGUAGCACAUGCAUCGUCGUCUUUGACCUAAUGUGCUGUAAAAGACAGCAAACUUACAGAUUUCGAUUGGGAAGUAGUAACCAAUAGGGCACAUUGUAAUAUGCUUGUUGGCCGGCAAAAUGUUUUGUUGGGCUGCUUGGUGACAAUCUAAAUUACUACACUUUUCUGUUGACUGAGAAAUUGUGAGGGCAUCAGUUGAAGAGGCUUUCAGAUUAGGCACCUUGAACCAUUGCUAGGAAUGUGCAAUUCUUUUGUGUGUUUGCAAAGAUCGAAAAUGAGCUACUUGCGAAAUCAUCACUGUUAAUUGUGAGUUUUUAUUAUGUGUCGGACUUCUAUACUUUCACUGUUUGCACGACUGCUUCUAUUCAAGCAGCAUCUCUUGAACCAUGACAUUUCAUUCUUGUACUUGUGUGCAAUGAAAAUCACUCUCCCUCCUCAUUUUACAUUGAGCUAUAUGUGUUCACUUGCCUGCUUAAAGUGCUAACUAUUCUUGUGUUAUGAGUGCAAGAUAUGCAUUUCCAGAGCAAGAUUUGUGCUUGAUUCUUCUGCUGUUGUUCAGGAGGCAUGGAUAGACAUGCAGAGUAUAUUGGCAUUCGCGCAGAAGUGGUGAAUUUUAUCUAACUGGUUAGAAUGACGACUUUCGUUUAAAAUAAUCUUCUUUAAUUUAUUUAUUUUUACUUUGAAUUGGUGCAAUACCCCGUUUGUGGUGCAAUCUUCCUUCAUUUCCUAAUUUACUUCCCCAUUACUAAAGUGUCCUAGUACUGAGAUAUCACUGAAGAUAGUAAAUGUUGGUUUGUGGUUCGCCUGAUUGGUCCUGCCUCUGUGCCCUGUUGUUUUACAAUUAGUGCAGACAUUAUGCGGGCGUCUUUGAAGGCUGCGUUUGACUGUCUUUAGCUCGUACGUUUUGUGCCGUUGUUUCCACUAGACAUACUUGAAUAAUUUCUUACGGUUGAGACCUCUUCACGGCUGCAAGCAGAAUCAAGCACAAAUCAGUACACUCCCUUUCAAGGAAAGCAUGAAGAGAGCUUGAACAAUUGUCUUUUCAGAAGUUACUGAAUUCAUCGGAAAGUGAGCAAAAGUGGACAGAUUGUUCAGCUUGUUGGAGAAUCCUGGUUACCAAUGUUUGUCGUAAAGGGAGCUUACAUAAUGGAUGGCAAAGCAACCUCAAUUGAGGACGGACUCGUACGAUCGAUGAACAUUACAUUUUCUGGUGGUAUCGCUAUCUGUUGCCAUGGGCAAUCGUCUUGAGGCGGCUUUGCCAAUGUCCGUUAUAAGACUUGCAUUGUAGACAUUGUGCGCAAAUGUGUGAUAGAAGGAAGACUAAGGCUUUCUGUACGGACAUUGUUGCCAGACAAACACCUUUUGUUACUGUUUAUCAAAGAAAAAACUCUUGAUUCAAGUACAAAGCAAAGCUGGCACUUCAAUUGCUUUUCUUAUCACCAUGCGACUACCAGUCUGGCGUUUCUGUUUUUUGAAAUGUUUUACUUUAUUGUGCAUUGUCUUCCCUUGUAGAUUAAAUGCUUGUUGAUUGAAA
Messenger RNA from Rhipicephalus sanguineus (brown dog tick), 11633 nucleotides. RefSeq names its product signal transducer and activator of transcription 5B. The transcript has 18 exons. Gene Ontology annotation, biological process: regulation of transcription by RNA polymerase II; regulation of cell population proliferation; defense response. Lineage: Eukaryota; Metazoa; Arthropoda; Arachnida; Ixodida; Ixodidae. The record is from RefSeq and is a predicted model, not a curated record. Bases 255 to 2375 code for a protein of 706 amino acids. Gene Ontology annotation, molecular function: DNA-binding transcription factor activity, RNA polymerase II-specific; RNA polymerase II cis-regulatory region sequence-specific DNA binding.